Messenger RNA from Seriola aureovittata, 3043 nucleotides. It is a transcript of the gene unc45b, whose product is annotated as unc-45 myosin chaperone B. Lineage: Eukaryota; Metazoa; Chordata; Actinopteri; Carangiformes; Carangidae. The record is from RefSeq and is a predicted model, not a curated record. The transcript is spliced from 20 exons. Gene Ontology annotation, molecular function: Hsp90 protein binding. The coding region runs from base 128 to 2920 and encodes 930 amino acids.
GAGGAAGGUUACACAAGACAGAAAGAGUUUGCAACAAACACUGGAGGUGCAGACCGUACACGCGGGAGAAAAAAACAGAAGAACCUAGAAGAGGAUCAAGCAAGACACACAACAGACAAUCCUGAAGAUGGGAGACCCAGUCCAGUUAAAAGACGAUGGAAACAAGUUCUUCCAGGCUGGAGAUAUCGACAAGGCCAUUGAAUGCUACACUAAAGCCAUCAAGGUGUGCAAGGACAAAAAGGUGCUGGCUGUCAUUCACAGGAACAGAUCUGCAUGCUACCUAAAAAAGGAAAACUAUGCCAAUGCAGCAUCUGAUGCAUCUAAAGCAAUUGAUGUUGAUGCAGCAGACAUUAAAGCCUUGUAUCGGCGAUGCCAAGCUCUGGAGAAGCUGGGAAAACUAGAUAUGGCUUUCAAAGAUGUGCAGAGAUGCGCCACCAUCGAACCAAAGAACAAGACCUUCCUGGAGACCCUCCGCAGGCUGGGGGCAGACAUCCAGGCUAAGCUCAAAACAACAUUCUCCACAGAUUCGAGGGUACAGAAUAUGUUUGACAUUUUGCUUGAUGAGGAAAUGGAAAAGGACAAGAGAGAAAAAGCUGCCAACAAUCUUAUUGUGCUGUCGAGAGAAGAUGCUGGAGCAGAGAGAAUCUUCCAAAACAACGGAGUGCCUUUGCUGAUCAACAUGAUUGAGACAGGAAAACCAGAAAUGAUCCUGGCUGCUGUUCGUACAUUGUCAGGAAUGUGCACAGGACACAAAGCUCGGGCCAUGGCUAUUAUUCACAUGGUGGGUGUUGAUAAGAUGUGCAGCAUCAUGGCUGUUGACAAUGAGGAGAUUGCACUGGCAACCUGCAACCUCUUCCAGUGCAUUAAUGACUCGCUCACUGGUGGAGAUACCAGGGAAUAUGGGAAAGAAGAGGCCUUGGUUUUGGAUGCAGCUAAAGACCUGAAAACCAUUCUUCUCUCGCUGCUGGAGAUGGUUACUAGUAAGAAAGUGUCUGGUCAUGGCAGAGACCAGGCGCUGAACCUCCUGACCAAGAAUGUACCUCGCAGAGACAAAAAAGAGAAAGACAACACCAAGGCCCUCUUCACCAUUGAUCAUGGUCUGAAGAAGAUCCUCAAGGUGUGUGGUCAGGUUAGUGAACUGCCAGACCAGCUGUCCAUGACGGAAAACACACAGCUGAUUGCCAGCGUGCUCCUCAACAAGCUCUAUGAUGACCUCAAAUGUGACCCAGAGAGAGCCAACUUCAAGGACAUUUGUGAUGAAUAUAUCAAAUCCAAAAUUGAUCCCAACAACAUGGACAAGACCAUUCACGCUGUCAACACUAUCUCGGGGCUUCUGCAGGGCCCCUUUGAUGUUGGUAACGCCCUAGUGGGACAGCAAGGUAUCAUGGAGAUGAUGGUGGCGCUGUGUGGCUCAGAGCGUGAGGUGGACCAGAUGGUUGCUGUGGAGGCGCUGAUCCAUGCUUCCUCAAAGAUGAGCCGGGCCUCUUUCAUUAUUACCAAUGGUGUGUCACUGCUCAAGGAUAUCUACAAGAAGACCAAGAAUGAGAGGAUUAAAAUACGUUCACUAGUGGGUCUCUGUAAACUGGGUUCAGCUGGAGGUGAUGAUUACAGUAUGAGGCAGUUUGCUGAGGGCUCCACAGAGAAAUUGGCCAAGCAGUGCAGAAAGUGGCUCUGUAAUCCCCAGAUUGAUACCAAAACAAGGAAGUGGGCUAUCGAAGGUCUUGCAUAUCUGACCAAUGAUGCUGACGUGAAAGAUGACUUUGUUGAGGAUGAGCCUGCCUUGAAAGCCAUGUUUGAACUGGCCAAGUCGAAGGAUAAGACAAUCUUAUAUUCAGUAGCUUGCACCCUGAUCAAUUGCACUAACUGCUAUGAUAAGAAGGAAAUCAUUCCUGAGCUGGUCCAGCUCGCCAAGUUCUCAAAGCAACAUGUUCCCGAGCAACACCCUAAGGACAAGAAGGACUUCAUUGAAAAGAGAGUGAAAAGGCUCCUGAAGGCAGGUGUCAUAUCAGCUCUUGCUGUCAUGGUCAAAGCAGACAACGCCAUCCUGACCGACCAGACCAAGGAGAUGUUGGCAAGGGUUUUCUUGGCAUUAGCAGACGAUCCAAAAGAUCGUGGUACUAUUGUAGCCCAAGGUGGCGGAAAGGCUUUGAUACCACUUGCUCUGGAAGGGACAGAUGUUGGGAAGGUGAAGGCCAGCCAUGCCCUUGCCAAGAUUGCAGCUAUUUCUAACCCAGAAAUCGCCUUUCCUGGUGAGAGGGUGUAUGAGGUGGUGCGACCUUUAGUUAGCCUCCUCCACACAGACAGAGAUGGGAUGCAGAACUUUGAGGCUCUGAAAGGCCUCACCAACCUGGCUGGUUACAGUGAAAAACUAAGAGUAAAGAUUGUGAAAGAGAAAGCUCUGCCAGAGAUUGAGAACUACAUGUUUGAGGAGCACGACCAGAUCAAACAGGCUGCCACUGAAUGCAUGUGCAACCUUGUGACAUGUAAAGAGGUCCAAGAACGUUACCUGGAGGAUGGCAAUGAUAAGCUGAAGCUGCUGGUGCUGCUAUGUGGCGAGGAUGACGAUGAUCUUCAGAUAGCCGCAGCUGGAGCUCUGGCCAUGAUCACUGCUGCUCAGAAGAAGCUCUGCAGCAAACUGACCCUUGUGACCACCCAGUGGCUGGAGAUCCUGCAGAGGUUAUGUCUUCAUACCAACCCUAAGAUCCAGCAACGUGGCCUUGUGAUUAUCUACAACAUGCUCGACUCAGAUGACAGUGAGCUGACCAAGAAGCUGAUCGAGAGUGAGAUGCUGGAAAUCCUCACAAUAAUUGGCAAGGCAGAGGACAAUCCCAAGAGACAGGAGCCCAUCGACACAGCACGCACAUGCCUGGUUAAAGCUAUGGAACUUGGUCUCAUCAAACCCUUCAGCAGCCCUUCCUAGACUACUGCCAACAAUCCAAACGACAGAAAUGGACCUUUUUCUUUAUAUCCUCUGUUAAAUAGAGACUUUUUUCCUCCAAAUGCCUUUUCCAUAUCAAAAAUAUUAAAGGAUUCAUCAACCUGG